Messenger RNA from Nomascus leucogenys (northern white-cheeked gibbon), 4672 nucleotides. The record is from RefSeq and is a predicted model, not a curated record. Lineage: Eukaryota; Metazoa; Chordata; Mammalia; Primates; Hylobatidae.
GGGAGGGCAGGCAGAGGAUUUCGCUCGCCCGCGCGAGAUCCGGGACGCGCCGGUGGCGUCCGCCGGCAGCAGAGACUGUCAGUUUCGGAUCCAAGGACGGCGAUGGCAGAGCUCACCCGGGUUGCCUGUCAAAUCAAGGCUAUCGCAGAAUAAAUCCCGCCGCCUGACGCGAAGCCCCGGCGCACCGCAAACUUCAGUGAGCAAACUGGGUGAUCGCUGUUGGGAUAUGCAGAUCCCUGAUGUAAAAGGCGGGGUGGCCCCCCUGAGAGCCUCUCCCGGGGGCCGGAGCCCGCAGGUGCAGUGAGGCGCGCGCGCCCCCAGAGCCGCCUUGCCCGGGGAGAGGGAGCCCGGCGCCCAGCGGGGUCUGGCGGCCGCACACCGGCGGCGGCGGCUUGUCUGCGGCGGCUGCAGCGGAUGAUGGUGGCGGCCGGCCCGCUGGGCUGUGCCUGUGUGUCGCCGCGGAAAUCAGCGCCCAGCGCCGCGCGCUGAGCCCCUGCAGGUCCGCCGCAGCCCCAGCCUCGGCGAGGACGGCCCCCGCGCGCGGGGGGGCCGGGGGCGCGCGGGGUCGGCUUAUCAUGGCGGAUCGGACGGCGCCCCGCUGCCAGCUCCGGCUGGAGUGGGUGUACGGGUACCGGGGUCACCAGUGCCGCAACAACCUGUACUACACGGCAGGCAAGGAGGUGGUCUACUUUGUGGCUGGGGUCGGGGUGGUUUACAACACCCGCGAGCACAGCCAAAAAUUCUUCCUGGGACACAACGACGACAUUAUCAGCCUUGCCUUACACCCAGACAGAACUCUCGUUGCAACUGGCCAAGUCGGGAAGGAGCCAUAUAUAUGCAUAUGGGAUUCCUAUAAUGUCCAAACUGUGUCUAUUCUUAAAGAUGUCCAUACACAUGGAGUUGCCUGCCUGGCUUUUGACUCAGAUGGACAGCGUUUAGCCUCUGUGGGGUUGGAUGCCAAAAACACAGUCUGCAUUUGGGACUGGAGGAAGGGAAAACUUCUGGCCUCAGCCACCGGCCAUUCUGACAGGAUUUUUGAUAUUUCCUGGGAUCCGUAUCAGCCAAACAGAGUGGUUAGCUGUGGAGUAAAACAUAUAAAGUUUUGGACACUGUGUGGAAAUGCCCUGACUGCAAAAAGAGGGAUAUUUGGCAAAACAGGGGAUCUUCAGACCAUCCUUUGCCUUGCAUGUGCCAAAGAAGACAUCACCUACUCUGGUGCUUUAAAUGGUGACAUCUAUGUCUGGAAAGGGCUCAAUUUAGUCCGCACCAUUCAAGGAGCACAUAGCGCUGGAAUCUUUAGCAUGUAUGCUUGUGAAGAAGGCUUUGCCACUGGUGGGCGAGAUGGGUGUAUACGACUAUGGGACACUGAUUUCAAACCAAUAACCAAAAUUGAUCUCAGGGAGACAGAACAAGGAUAUAAAGGCCUCUCUAUCCGGAGCGUGUGCUGGAAAGCAGACCGCCUUCUAGCAGGGACCCAGGACAGUGAGAUAUUUGAAGUGAUUGUGCGAGAGCGAGACAAGCCGAUGUUGAUCCUGCAGGGCCACUGCGAGGGUGAGCUCUGGGCUCUGGCCCUGCACCCCAAGAAGCCUCUGGCUGUGACAGGCAGUGAUGACCGCUCUGUGAGGCUGUGGAGCCUGGCUGAUCAUGCCUUGAUCGCCCGCUGUAACAUGGAAGAGGCGGUUCGCAGUGUAGCUUUCAGCCCCGAUGGAUCUCAGCUGGCCCUGGGCAUGAAGGACGGCUCUUUCAUUGUUCUCCGAGUCAGAGAUAUGACAGAAGUAGUUCACAUCAAAGAUCGAAAAGAAGUCAUUCAUGAAAUGAAAUUUUCUCCAGAUGGUUCUUACCUUGCAGUGGGAUCCAAUGAUGGCCCAGUAGAUGUCUAUGCUGUUGCCCAGAGGUAUAAGAAAAUUGGAGAAUGCAGCAAGUCCCUUAGUUUCAUCACACACAUUGACUGGUCCUUGGAUAGUAAAUACUUACAAACUAAUGACGGUGCGGGAGAACGAUUGUUCUACAAAAUGCCAUCUGGGAAGCCUUUAACAAGUAAAGAAGAAAUUAAAGGGAUUCCUUGGGCCUCCUGGACAUGCGUGAAAGGCCCUGAAGUGAGUGGAAUUUGGCCCAAAUACACUGAGGUUACUGACAUCAACUCAGUGGAUGCGAAUUACAACAGCUCAGUGCUGGUGUCUGGAGAUGAUUUUGGACUGGUUAAAUUGUUUAAAUUUCCUUGUCUCAAGAGAGGAGCCAAAUUUAGAAAGUAUGUGGGCCAUUCUGCACAUGUCACAAACGUCCGCUGGUCCCAUGACUUUCAGUGGGUGUUGAGCACAGGAGGGGCUGAUCACUCAGUUUUCCAGUGGAGGUUUAUUCCAGAAGGUGUCAGCAAUGGCAUGCUGGAAACUGCACCUCAAGAAGGUGGAGCUGAUUCCUACAGUGAAGAAUCUGAUUCAGAUUUAUCUGAUGUGCCCGAAUUGGACUCUGAUAUUGAGCAAGAAACUCAAAUCAAUUAUGAUCGCCAGGUUUACAAAGAAGAUCUACCUCAGCUAAAGCAACAAAGUAAAGAGAAAAACCACGUAGUGCCCUUCCUCAAACGAGAAAAGGCUCCUGAGGACAGCUUGAAACUCCAGUUCAUACACGGUUACAGAGGCUACGACUGUAGAAACAAUCUGUUCUACACACAAGCUGGAGAAGUAGUCUACCACAUUGCUGCAGUUGCUGUCGUGUAUAAUCGGCAGCAGCACUCCCAGAGGCUGUACCUGGGGCACGAUGACGACAUUCUCAGCCUGACCAUCCAUCCCGUGAAGGACUAUGUGGCUACUGGGCAGGUUGGAAGAGAUGCUGCUAUUCAUGUGUGGGACACACAAACUCUAAAAUGUUUGUCGUUGUUGAAAGGACAACAUCAGAGAGGAGUGUGUGCACUUGAUUUUUCAGCCGAUGGAAAAUGUCUGGUGUCGGUUGGUUUAGACGAUUUUCACAGUAUUGUAUUUUGGGACUGGAAAAAGGGAGAAAAGAUAGCCACAACAAGAGGACAUAAAGAUAAGAUAUUUGUGGUAAAAUGUAACCCACACCAUGUUGACAAACUGGUUACAGUUGGGAUAAAACACAUCAAAUUCUGGCAACAAGCAGGUGGGGGCUUCACUUCUAAAAGAGGAACUUUUGGAAGCGUUGGAAAAUUGGAAACAAUGAUGUGUGUUUCUUAUGGACGAAUGGAAGAUCUAGUGUUCUCAGGAGCAGCUACUGGAGAUAUUUUUAUUUGGAAAGACAUUCUACUACUGAAGACAGUGAAAGCUCAUGAUGGGCCUGUGUUUGCUAUGUAUGCACUGGAUAAGGGCUUUGUAACAGGUGGAAAGGAUGGCAUCGUGGAGCUCUGGGAUGAUAUGUUUGAAAGAUGUUUGAAGACUUAUGCCAUUAAAAGAUCAGCAUUGUCGACUAGCUCAAAAGGCUUGCUUUUGGAAGAUAACCCUUCAAUUCGUGCCAUCACUUUGGGACAUGGACAUAUCCUGGUGGGAACAAAAAAUGGAGAGAUUCUGGAAAUCGAUAAGAGUGGCCCAAUGACACUGCUUGUUCAGGGGCACAUGGAAGGAGAAGUGUGGGGGUUGGCAGCUCACCCUCUCCUGCCCAUCUGUGCAACAGUGAGCGAUGAUAAAACACUUCGCAUCUGGGAACUAUCUGCCCAGCACCGUAUGCUGGCAGUACGGAAACUCAAAAAAGGUGGAAGAUGCUGUGCCUUUUCCCCUGAUGGGAAAGCCUUAGCGGUUGGCUUGAACGAUGGGAGUUUCCUGGUGGUAAAUGCUGACACUGUUGAAGACAUGGUCUCUUUCCAUCACAGAAAAGAAAUGAUCUCUGAUAUUAAGUUUUCAAAAGAUACGGGAAAAUACCUUGCCGUGGCAUCCCAUGAUAACUUUGUGGAUAUUUACAACGUACUUACAAGCAAAAGGGUUGGCAUCUGUAAAGGUGCUUCUAGUUAUAUUACACACAUUGACUGGGACUCUAGAGGAAAAUUAUUGCAAGUUAAUUCAGGUGCCAAAGAACAACUUUUUUUUGAAGCUCCAAGAGGCAAACGGCAUAUAAUAAGACCUUCAGAGAUUGAGAAGAUAGAGUGGGACACAUGGACCUGUGUCCUGGGGCCCACCUGUGAGGGAAUCUGGCCAGCACAUAGCGAUAUAACUGACGUAAAUGCUGCCAGUCUUACCAAAGACUGUUCCCUUUUAGCCACUGGAGAUGAUUUUGGUUUUGUUAAGCUUUUUUCAUAUCCUGUCAAGGUAAUAUUGCAUGUUUAUUAUCUUUACUUGCUCAGUCUCCUCAAUAACCUUAAAUCUAUCUAUUGUAUCUAAGUGCAUUUUUAAAAAUUUGAAGUCAUAAGCAAUUCACAUUAUCGGAGUAUUAUUUAUGCUGUAUAAAAACCUCCCUGACAUUGUGUUUGAGUGACUAAUUUCAGUGCAGUUCUCAUGGCGUAGAAUUCUACCUUGAAAGGCCUUCAGUGGUCACCAAAUCCAACAUCUCACAAACUGCAAAGUAAGUGGUACCUUUACAACCUCACAGACCAGUGCCUUUCUAACUUCCACUGGGAUACUUCCACAGAUGAGGAACUUAAUACCACACAGCACCCCAACUGAUUUUUAAAUACCUCCAAUUGUUAAAACGUUUUUCUCUAUGUUGAGCUGAAUUCUUUUCUUUCCUUUUU